AUGAAGGCUAUGAUGCCUAAUUCUGAAAUCAAAAAACGUAAAUGUUGUCCAACUGAAUUCGAGUUUUCUAAGGUGCGUUCGCCAUACUUAACCAAGCAUGAUUUCUUAAGGAUCAUUCCGAAUAAAUGGGCAUUUGCGUACGUUUCGUUGGGACCGGCUGCAUAUUUCGGAUCAGAGGUGUCGUAUAUUGCCUACUGCGUCCAACUACAUGCUCUUUUCUACACGUUCUUAUCAUUUCCGCUUUCGUUUGGCUUCCGAUAUCACGUUCUGAUCCGUCCUAUGCCGAAAGUCAAGCGCUGCAUUUUGAUAUGUUUCGGCCUGUGGCUAGUGGCAUUCGCUCAGCACGUAAGUCCUUAUUAUUACUGA
Molecule: messenger RNA, 366 nt
Organism: Cylicostephanus goldi
Lineage: Eukaryota; Metazoa; Nematoda; Chromadorea; Rhabditida; Strongylidae
Source: the annotation of a GenBank genome assembly